Gorilla gorilla gorilla (western lowland gorilla) is the source of this 2635-nucleotide messenger RNA. RefSeq names its product large ribosomal subunit protein uL22-like. NCBI's taxonomy places the organism in Eukaryota, Metazoa, Chordata, Mammalia, Primates, Hominidae. Gene Ontology annotation, molecular function: structural constituent of ribosome. The transcript has a single exon. Gene Ontology annotation, biological process: cytoplasmic translation. Gene Ontology annotation, cellular component: cytosolic large ribosomal subunit; ribosome. The record is from RefSeq and is a predicted model, not a curated record. The coding region runs from base 462 to 1016 and encodes 184 amino acids.
UCUAGUCUCUUUCUUCCUAACCAAUUCUAAUGCAAGUCAAUUAGUUUUUCAGAAGUCUCUCUCUUCUCAUGUUUUUUCCUGCUUUGAAACUCAGUGUUCUCUUUUACUUAAUAGAUCAAGAUCCAACACUAAUUUGACAUUUAAUCAAGACUCUCUACAAGUUGACUAUCUCUUACUGGCUGUGUGACUUCUACAGAAGGCAAACUAAGUUAAUUUAUGCAAAACACAUAGAACAGCACUUAAGAUUCAGUGUUAACCAUUAUUACCGAGAGGCAGCACAGACUGUGCUCACAGAAUAGGCUUCAGAGCCAACCUGCCUUGUUCUAAUCACAGGAUUUUAAUCCUGCCACUUCCUGAGUAUUUAAUCUUAGUAAACUGUUAUUCUCUCUGAGCGUGUUUCCUUGUUCAUAAAAAGAAAAAAUGGGCUCUUUCCCUAAGCAGCCUGAGGUAAUCUGUGAAAAAUGGUUCGCUAUUCACUUGACCCGGAGAACCCCACGAAAUCAUGCAAAUCAAGAGGUUCCAAUCUUUGUGUUCACUUUAAGAACACUCGUGAAACUGCUCAGGCCACCAAGGGUAUGCAUAUACGAAAAGCCACGAAGUAUCUGAAAGAUGUCACUUUACAGAAACAGCGUGUACCAUUCCGACGUUACAAUGGUGGAGUUGGCAGGUGUGCGCAGGCCAAGCAGUGGGGCUGGACACAAGGUCGGUGGUGCAGAAAGAGUGCUGAGUUUUUGCUGCACAUGCUUAAAAAUGCAGAGAGUAACGCUGAACUUAAGGGUUUAGAUGUAGAUUCUCUGGUCAUCGAGCAUCUCCAAGUGAACAAAGCACCUAAGAUGCGCCGCCGGACCUACAGAGCUCAUGGUCGGAUUAACCCAUACAUGAGCUCUCCCUGUCACAUUGAGAUGAUCCUUACGGAAAAGGAACAGAUUGUUCCUAAACCAGAAGAGGAGGUUGCCCAGAAGAAAAAGAUAUCCCAGAAGAAACUGAAGAAACAAAAACUUAUGGCACGGGAGUAAAUUCAGCAUUAAAAUAAAUGUAAUUAAAAGGAAAAAAAAAAAAAAGAAAAAAGAAAAAAUGGUACCUAAAGAGAGUUGGGAGAAUUAAAUGAGUAAAUAUAUAUAAUGUACUUAAAAUAGUGUCUACUACAUAAUAAGCAUUCAGUAAGUUUUAAGUACGAUUAUCAUCAUCUCAAUAAUUCAUUUUUCCCAUAAGUCUUCAAUACAAACUCUCUAGGCCAGCUGGUGUUUCCUGCAAGUGCCAUUAUUUUAAAUCUACAAAUCACACAAGGCCGUUCCCAGCUCCCAUCCUGUUUAGAUUUCCUCAGCUUAGAACGAACCCCCCUUUACACCAUCAUCCAGUCUUUUCUUCCUGGCUAAAUCCUACCUACUCAUUCUUCAGGGUCCCUAUCUUUUCUUUUUGAGGUCAAUUCUGAUGAUACUUGUUCUCUAAGUCUUCUAUUGCCUUGAAUAUAAAACUAGCACUUUCAUUAUAAGCUGCCUUAUUUUGUUUUAUUUGUGUUUAUUUCCCUGAUAAGGUCUAAGCUGUGCCUGGUGGGCAGGGCUUGUAUUUUAUGCAUCUUUAUAUUCCUUGUACAACCAGCAUUCCAUAAAGGUCUAUCAAGUCAAAUGGAUGAACAAAGUUAGGCUUUCAGAAGUCUAGGUUUGCCUCCUGAUUAAGAAAACAAAUGUACUAUAAAUGACCACAUUGCUUAAUCUUCCUAGACCUGCAGCUUCCUCAUCUGUGAAACCUGAACACCUCCAAAUGACCUAUUAAGAAUAAACCAAUAAAGUACUUCCAUUAGUUUCAAGAGAACUAUAUAAAAAAGUUUGUAUGUAGUAACAAAUCAAGCAGGGACUUAAGGGAAAGAGAAAUGGUUAGACAAAUUAGGAGAUAUAGUAUGUAUAGUAUUAGAUGACUUGUGUGAAAAUACAAUGACAGAGAUAAAGGAGGACAAGAGAACAUGGCCAUUAGUACAUUAACAAUUCUUAUGAGGGUUGAAAAGGCACAAAAAGAAGAAACAUCUCAGGGCAGACAAGGUUUUGAGGGAGGGAGGUACCUUUGUGAACCUCUGCUUGUAGGAAUAUUAAUUUUAGUAUUUUUGCUAUUGGUCAAAAGAUUUGCCUACUUUUUUUUUUUUUUUUUGAGGUGGAGUCUCACUCUGUCAACCAGGCUGCAUGAAGUGCAGUGGUGCGAUCUCAGCUCACUGCAACCUCCGCCUCCCGGGCUCAGACAAUUCCUCCACUUCAGCCUCCUGGUUAGCUGGGAUUACAGGCAUGCACCACCACGCCCAGCUAAUUUUUUUAUUUUUACUUGAGACAGGGUUUUGCCAUGUUGGCCAGGCUGGUCUCAAACUCCUGACCUCAGUUGAUCCACCCACCCUGGCCUCUCAAAGUGCCGGGACUACAGGCGUGAGCCACCACACCCGGCCAGAUUUGCCUGCAUUUUUAUAGAAAACAAUAGACAAGGGAACUUGUUGGAUGAAGAGGAAUCAGGUGAGAAAGAGAGUUAAACAUCAUCACCAAGGGUCUGGUACAUUCAGAAAAAAAGAGUUUAUCAGGUAAAACAGUAAAACAGACAUAUGCAUCGUACUUAAAGAAGAUGGUCUCUAGUUAAAGUAUGAAAUACAGGAAAGUCU